AUGCUCCUCUUCGGUGUGCCUGUGCUCCUUCUGCUGUCGGCAGUCGGUAAAGCUGCGACUGACCUCCCCGCGACUGAGGCGUCGCUUCAUCCAGAGCUGGGUCUCCGUAGCGGUGGAAUACCCGGUCCGUCACUACCCGCUUCUCCGACCUCCUCCCUAGACCGCUUCCAGGUCCAGCCCCAGGAGGAGUAUGCCUCGCCGGGCAUUGCCUUGGCCCGGUCCGCCGAGGGACCGUCCGCGACCACGGAGGACGGCAGCGAGUCGCACCGCCACAGCGGGGGGUUCCAGAUGGUGCAGUGGGAAUGGAGCUACGUCCAGACGCCUUACAUUAUCGCUAUAUGGAUCCUUGUGGCCAGUGUCGCGAAAAUCCGUAAGUGGACAUCUGACCUUAUUCUCUGAAUCUACUGGCAUAUAACCUAGUUACCAAGCAACCAUUUAGUCUGUGUGAUAUCUGCAGUCUAUAAAAGGUACUUUAGCAAAGCCUAUAAAUAGGACUAUUACGCAUGCAGGGUUGCCAUAUAUUCUGGGAUUUAGCCUAUUGACUAUCUUGAACAAUUGAACCAUGUAGUUAAAUGUAACAGGAAUGUCCAGCUAAAGAAAAGAGAAGAACCAGUCCUAUUACAAUCAAAUCAUGGAUAGUUCUAGAUGGUCUGCUAGGUAUAUACCGGCUACUUAUCCUUCACUUCUGCAAGCACCUGCUACAGAGAGGUCAUUCAGUAUGCUACUACUGUAGAUGAUCAAUAAUGACAAUAUGCCUGUCAUUGACUUGGGGGAAACUAUUCUGCUUCAGACCUCUGAGCCAUGCUGUAUAGCUCUUAAGGAACUAUUUAUUUUCAAACAUAACUUCUUUUUAUUUCUGUCAUACUCUUUCUCCUUUGAACUCUUCAUUCUCCUUCACGGCACAGUGUGCUCCCUGCCCCAGAAACCUUCACCCUCCUUCACAGCACAGUGUGCUCCCUGCCCCAGAAACCUUCACCCUCCUUCACGGCACAGUGUGCUCCCUGCCCCAGAAAUCUUCACCCUUCUUCACAGCACAGUGCGCUCCCUGCCCCAGAAACCUUCACCUUCCUUCACGGCACAGUGCGCUCCCAGCCCCAGAAACCUUCACCCUCCUUCACAGCACAGUGCGCUCCCUGCCCCAGAAACCUUACCUUCACCCUCCUUCACAGCACAGUGCGCUCCCUGCCCCAGAAACCUUCACCCUCCUUCACGGCACAGUGUGCUCCCUGCCCCAGAAAUCUUCACCCUCCUUCACAGCACAGUGCGCUCCCUGCCCCAGAAAUCUUCACCCUCCUUCACGGCACAGUGCGCUCCCUGCCCCAGAAACCUUCACCCUCCUUCACGGCACAGUGUGCUCCCUGCCCCAGAAACCUUCACCCUCCUUCACGGCACAGUGUGCUCCCUGCCCCAGAAACCUUCACCCUCCUUCACGGCACAGUGUGCUCCCUGCCCCAGAAACCUUCACCCUCCUUCACGGCACAGUGCGCUCCCUGCCCCAGAAACCUUCACCCUCCUUCACGGCACAGUGUGCUCCCUGCCCCAGAAACCUUCACCCUCCUUCACGGCACAGUGUGCUCCCUGCCCCAGAAACCUUCGCCCUCCUUCACGGCACAGUGCGCUCCCUGCCCCAGAAACCUUCCUCCUCUUUCACGGCACAGUGCAUCACGGCACAGUGUGUCCUUCACGGCACAGUGCGCUCCCUGCCCCAGAAACCUUACCUUCACCCUCCUUCACAGCACAGUGUGCUCCCUGCCCCAGAAACCUUCCUCCUCUUUCACGGCACAGUGCGCUCCCUGCCCCAGAAACCUUACUUUCACCCUUCUUCACGGCACAGUGUGCUCCCAGCCCCAGAAACCUUCAUCCUCCUUCACGGCACAGUGCGCUCCCUGCCCCAGAAACCUUACUUUCACCCUCCUUCACAGCACAGUGCGCUCCCAGCCCCAGAAACCUUCACCCUCCUUCACGGCACAGUGCGCUCCCUGCGCUAGAAACCUUCAUCCUUCUUCACAGCACAGUGCGCUCCCAGCCCCAGAAACCUUCACCCUCCUUCACAGCACAGUACGCUCCCUGCCACAGAAACCUUCACCCUCCUUCACGGCACAGUGCGCUCCCUGUCCCAGAAACCUUCACCCUCCUUCAAGGCACAGUGCGCUCCCUGCCACAGAAACCUUCACCCUCCUUCACGGCACAGUGCGCUCCCUGUCCCAGAAACCUUCACCCUCCUUCAAGGCACAGUGCGCUCCCUGUCCCAGAAACCUUCACCCUCCUUCAAGGCACAGUGCGCUCCCUGUCCCAGAAACGUUCACCCUCCUUCAAGGCACAGUGCGCUCCCUGCCACAGAAACCUUCACCCUCCUUCACGGCACAGUGCGCUCCCUGUCCCAGAAACCUUCACCCUCCUUCACGGCACAGUGCGCUCCCUGUCCCAGAAACCUUCACCCUCCUUCACAGCACAGUGCGCUCCCUGCCACAGAAACCUUCACCCUCCUUCACGGCACAGUGCGCUCCCUGUCCCAGAAACCUUCACCCUCCUUUUGGGCACAGUGCGCUCCCAGCCCCAGAAACCCAGCCACGCUGGCACCUUUCCUAG
Messenger RNA from Coregonus sp. 'balchen', 2589 nucleotides. The record is from the annotation of a GenBank genome assembly. NCBI's taxonomy places the organism in Eukaryota, Metazoa, Chordata, Actinopteri, Salmoniformes, Salmonidae.